AUGGUGUCGACACGACAGCAUCCCAGCGAUUUCCCUUCUCCAGAGGAUGCGGCCAAACAGCUUGCGAAAUCGUCUCCGGCACCGACCACAAACGGAGCUGCCCGAAAAUGGGUUUAUACUCCAUCCGCCGCACUGACAGUGUGGCUCGUAGUAUCAGUCCCCCUGGUGAUAUGGGAUACAGGCUAUGUGCUGUUACGCCCACACAGCAUGCCGGGGGGUAGUCUACACUCACCCAUCUGGAUCCCCUAUGCGCUCUACGGAUCCGUGGACUACAUCUACGGGUGGCCUGCGUGGAAUGAGCGAAAUGGCUUCACUGCCGCGCAGAGCGUGAUGAACGUGUUUGAGACGCUAGGCUACUUGUAUUAUCUGUGGAUUGUUUAUCACCACGGGGCCACAGUUGUCAAUAGCCGCGGCGACAAGAAACUCAAGAAGGGCAUGGUGUGGCUUUUGACUGGAGACAAGGUAGUCGCUGGAAGGACUGGCGCGACUGCCUUGUUAGUGGCGUUCAUCGCGUCAGUCAUGACGUUGAGUAAAACCGCGCUCUAUUGGCUCAAUGAGUACUUCUCAGACUUUGAAAAUAUCGGACAUAAUACGACCUGGGAUAUCAUCUUUCUAUGGGCAAUUCCAAAGUAUGGCGAGCCCCUAUUCCCCAAGACUGCUCUACAUUUAAGACUGCCAUACUGA
Messenger RNA from Penicillium oxalicum, 684 nucleotides. RefSeq lists its product as uncharacterized. The transcript is spliced from 2 exons. Lineage: Eukaryota; Fungi; Ascomycota; Eurotiomycetes; Eurotiales; Aspergillaceae. Bases 1 to 684 code for a protein of 227 amino acids. The record is from RefSeq and is a predicted model, not a curated record.